This is a messenger RNA of Zalophus californianus (California sea lion), 1216 nucleotides long. RefSeq names its product serine protease 54 (gene PRSS54). The record is from RefSeq and is a predicted model, not a curated record. NCBI's taxonomy places the organism in Eukaryota, Metazoa, Chordata, Mammalia, Carnivora, Otariidae. Gene Ontology annotation, molecular function: serine-type endopeptidase activity. Gene Ontology annotation, biological process: proteolysis.
CCCAUGGUGUCCGCUGCGGUUCGCUUUGGGGAUGGCAGAAUGCUAGGGAUGCUCUUAGUCCUGCUCUGUGUCUCUCACUCUUCUGCCAGUUGUGGCAUUCAGAAAACCAACGUUAUGGAAAUUUCUGAGGAAGGUUUGGUCAACGACAAGGAAUUCCCAUGGGUGGUGUCGCUGCAGGAUUCCCAGUACACCCACCUGGCUUUUGGCAGCAUCCUUAGUGAGUUCUGGAUCAUCAGCAUCGCAUCCGUCUUGCAGAACAGGAAGGACGUCAUUGUUAUAGUUGGCAUAGCUAAGAUGGAUGCCAAAGUGAUUGCUCAUGAAGAGUAUCCAGUCAACACCAUCAUCAUCCAUGAGGAUUUUGAUAAUAAAACCAUGACAAAUAACAUAGCCCUCCUGAGGACAGACACGGCGAUAGGGUUCAACAACCUGAUCCAGCCCAUCUGCUUCCUCGACAGAAAGCUGAACAUGCCCCCAGCCUUGCGGAACUGCUGGGUGGCAGGAUGGAAUCCCACAUCUGCAACAGGAAAUCACAUGACGAUGAGUAUCCUGAGGAAAAUCUCCGUGAAAGACAUCGACCUGUGUCCCUUACACAAAAUCGAGAAAACAGGAUGUGGCAAUCACAUAGAGCAGGAAACCGAUGCUGUCUGCUUGGGGGACCCAGGAAACCCGAUGAUGUGCCAGCUACAGCAACUGAAUAUGUGGGUGCUGAGAGGAAUCUUGUCCCAUGGUGGUGAGAAUUGCCCUGGCCUAUUUCUAUACAUCAAGGUGGAAGACUAUAGCGACUGGAUUAUGUCCAAGACUAAGAAAACCAGCCGUCCUCUGUCUUCCUUCCACCACUGGGAGGAACCAUUUCCUUUCUCCAGCUACUCAUCACAUAUCAUCGUGACACCGAAGAAACAUUCUGGGCUGGGCCAGAGUGAAUGGUCCCAAGCAGACGUGCAAGAAGAAAAUAAGGUCACCUUAUAUACAUUCCCAACAAACAGCUCUACAGAGAGUCCAGACCUUGAGGAGAAAGAGUUAGGGGAAUUAGGCAAGUCUUCUGCUGUGGCCGUAGAUCCCACUUACUAUGACUAUUAUGGGGAGGCUGGUAAGGGUAGUGGGCCUCUUUCAGGUCAGAACAGGUUACAUCAGCCCCAAGAAAUUAUCUUGUUUUCCUUUGUGCUCGUUUUCUUUUGCAAUGAUAUCUAGUCUAGGAGCUAACCCUCCCAACUGAAGA